UUGCCAUGCCGUAAACCGUUUUGUACGAGCUGCCAGUAAAGACAGCAUAGGCCUUUAAGCUUAUAAAUUGGUUGACGAUGAAAGCUGGGUUAUUUACACGCACUUUCAUUUUAACGUUAUAGAUCGUGUUUUAGUCUUUCUCACGAUGAUCAUAGAGCAUGUGGACGCACUGAAGACGUGGCUUGCGAAACUCCUGGAGCCCAUAUGUGACGCUGACCCUGCAGCUCUGGCCAACUAUGUGGUGGCUCUUGUAAAGAAAGACAAACCUGAGAAGGAGCUUAAAGCCCUUUGCGCUGAUCAGCUUGAAGUCUUCCUGCAAAAAGAGACUGUGGGAUUUGUUGAAAAACUGUUUGAAAGCUUGACAACAAAAAACUACCUAGGAAAUCCUCCUCCAAAGGAAACCCCUAAAGAAGAUGUGAAGCAACCUGUAACUAAAACUGAGUCUGUGGAGCCUGAAAUAUCAGAAGAGGAGAGAGAAAACAGACGUCGGAGGAGUCCUCUGAGGAGCCGCUCUGACUUUAAUGAAUCCAGGAGGGUAGAGGAGAGAAGACGUGAUGACCGCAAACGUCGGGACUUUGAUCGCCACGGGAAAAGCGGCAACGACUCCCACAGAGAGCGGGAGAGACAUGAGCGUCGCCGUGGUAGCCCUCGGGGGCGGAGCUACAGCCGGAGCCGCAGUCGGAGCAGGAGCGGCAGCAGAGGGAAGAGCCGGGACCGGGAGCACCGUGGAGGUAGAGAUUUUAAGCCCAAGUUUGAUGUGGAGAGGAAGGACUCAGAAAACUUCACCACAGCCUCAUCAGGGACCCCUUCACAGCAGCACCCAUCACCUUUGCUCCCCACCCCACCACAUCCAUACUCAACUUCGAGCGGGGUGUCGGGGCCUCCGGGUGUCCCCGUGGUCACACCGGCUCACCUACCCGACAGCACCACAGACAGCUGGUCCACUUUCUAUAGCAACCAGAGGCUGGACCCUGGCAAACCAUUUGUCAACAAGACCACCCCACUCAAGCAGCGCUGCAGAGACUAUGAUGAGAAGGGCUUCUGCGUCCGUGGCGACCUGUGCCCAUUCGACCACGGUAACGACCCCCUGGUGGUGGACGAUGUGAACUUGCCCAACAUGUUGCCAUUCCCCCCAGCGCCUGUACUCCCCCCGCCCCCUGGGAUACCUCUGCCUCCCAUGACAGAGCCCCCUCCCCCCCUACGGAUCAACCCCAUGCCCCCCUAUGGCCAGCCACCACCUCCAGGGGUCUUCCCGGGACCCCCACUGAUAGUCACCAGUGGGAUUGACACACCCAACCACCAAUCGGCUCUCACUUCUUCUCCUCCCAUUGGACCGCCUGGCGUUGGCCUGCCACCUCCUACUCUUCCUCCUCCUCCCUCGUCCUCCUCCGUUUCUCUGCAUCCUCAGUUUGUCCAGUCUGAAUAUAACUAUGACGCAGAGGGUUAUAAUCCUGAGGCUCCGGGCAUGACUGGAGCAGGUCGCAGCGCCCCCUUUCGUCACUUCAUUCCUCGGGUUCAGACACAGCGCCCAAACCUCAUCGGGCUCACAUCCAACGAGGGCCAAGGCAACAGAGCUGCCAACAUAGUGAUCCAGACAGAGCCCUCCUCCGGCAGCAGCACUACAGUACCAAACCGCUUCAGCUCAGAGCAGGAAGUCAGGAAGAGGAGCCUCGAGACUGGCCCAACCGACGGUCCACAGGCCAAGAAGCCCUGGAUGGACAAGCCUGGCUUCAACAACCAACACAAAGGCCCCUUUCCUAAGAGGAACCAUUAUAUCAACACCAAACUGGAGGUGCGCAAGAUCCCACGGGAGCUAAAUAACAUCACCAAACUCAACGAGCACUUCAGCAAGUUUGGUACCAUCGUCAACAUCCAGGUGGUGUUUGGUGGGGACCCAGAGGCAGCACUGAUCCAGUACACAAAGAAUGAGGAGGCGAGGCGGGCUAUCUCCAGCACUGAGGCCGUCCUGAACAACCGCUUCAUCAGAGUGUACUGGCACCGAGAGCCCGGGGCCAACCACACAGGGGCCCCAGGGCAGGAACAGGGCACAGGACCCCAAACUGUGCCACCGCAACCCAACCAUGGACCCCAGCACCCCACUGUGCAUAAGGGGAUAAAGCAGCACAAUGCAGCUGCCUACGUUUUGAACAAGACUGUGCAUAAACCUCGGCCUCAGACCACAGCCGGGACGUCCGGUGUGAGCCCAGCGGACAGCGCCAGUCUUGAGCCUGCCCCUGUGGCAUCUGCUCCGACCAACUCUCAGAAAGCGCCCUUCGCUCCGACCUCCCUAAAGUCCUCCUCAAAGAGUCUGGGGAAAACAGCCAAAGUACUCAUUGCACAAGAAGCUCUCAAGCAGAAGCAGGAAGCAUUAAAACUUCAGCAGGACAUGAGGAAGAAGAAGCAGGAGAUGUUGCAGAAACAAAUUGAGUGCCAAAAAGCCUUAAUAAACCGUCUGGAGAAAAACAGAGGGAUGAAGCCAGAAGAAAGAGCAAACAUCAUGAAGACACUGAAGGAGCUGACUGACAAAAUCUCCCAGCUUCAGAAUGACCUGCACCCAGUCGCUCAGGUCACCAGUGCCAAAGCCAACAACAACCAGCCCAAGAAUAAAAGCGAUGCCCAGAAGGAGCUGCUAGAUGCUGAGCUCGACUUUCACAAGAAGAUGAACUCUGGAGAGGACACCACCGACCUCAAGAGGAAACUGGGGCAGCUACAAGUGGAGGCAACACGGUUAGGCCUGAUCCGCUCUCCUUCAGGCCGGGGCCGGGGCAGAGGAAAGAUGUCCGCUGAUCACGGAGCAGGACACGUGGGGCGGGGCAGAGGACGCAGCCGGGACGGGCUGGGCAGGGGGGGCACCGUGAACCGCAUGGUGGUGGACCACAGGCCCAGAGCUCUGGCCAUCCUGGGGGUCACACAGGAGGAGAAGGAGGAGCUAAUGCCGCACUUUGUGAAAUUUGGAGAGAUUGAGGAUUUGCGUGACCAUGAUGCCAACAGUGUUGUAAUGACAUUCAAAACAAGAAGUGAAGCAGAAAAUGCCGCCAACCAGGGAGCAAAGUUCAAAGGUCGUGUGCUUCAGAUUUCUUGGUACAAGCCCAAGACCCCCUCCGUCACAACUGAACCCGAGGAGGAAGACGCCAAAGAAGAGGACAGCUCGAAGGAGAGUGGCUCUUUUCUGGCGGAGGAGGAGGAAGAGGAGGAGGAUGACGACGAAGAUGACGAGUAUGAGAGCAGAUCCUGGAGACGAUAGUGAAAUACCCCUCCACAAAAAAACUGAUCUUGUUUUGUGUUCAGUAUUUUGAAGCAAAAUUAUUUUUAACACAAGUCUUUAGGUAACAUCAGAAGACACAGAGGGCUGAAUUAUUUACCCUCGAUAUUAACACAAACCUGAUUAAGAUAUCUCACUUUUGCUGAGAGUAGAACGUGUCUAAGUUGUCCUCAUAGAUAUAGUACAAAUCUAUGUACGUUUCAGUGUGCUUACCAGACGAUUCGUAUCAGUAAUGCACAACAUUUGUGUCUACUGUGAAUAGGUAUUUUUAUACAUAUUCUGUAUUUAAACGCCAUUUUUGAAGACUUUUUGUCCCAAGUUUUAGGGACACACCCAUUCCAUCACAAAUUCUAGUAAGAAGUAAGAUUUUUAUUUUUCCACAAGUGCACUGUGCAGUACCUGAAGGAGAUUUCACACAAUAGGUAUAAUAUGACCUCUAAAAACAUCCAUGUACAUUUCUACUACCCACUACUUUGCUUGCCGUUUUUGAUAGCACUAGUUGCAUGCUCAUUUCCAGUACAUUGAAUACAGUCCCUUAAGCCAGCGCAGGUACAGAAGGAUCCCAGUGCAAUAGACAACACUGACGUUUACAAGUUCUCCACUCACAUCUAAUACGGUUUUAUAGGAAGCUUUCUCCCGUUCAUGAAGCAUCUUUGUGCACUAGAAUAUUGCGGUAAAGUCUGUUCAAUAAUAUAUAGUCAUCCCCUAAAAUCCACACAUUUCUUCAGUACACAAGAGUUCUGAAAGUUGAGAGUUCUGUGUAAUUGUUAGAAAAGUACUACUGACAACAAUCACUUUCCACAAUUGUCUAGUGCAUAAAGUAUGUGUUCACUCUGUCUGUUUGGUAUCUUACACUUCUUUCUUAAGUCAUACGAAAGGCCUGUUAGGACAUGGUCAUCUCACGUGAUCUAAAGACAGGGGUUUGAAUGUAAACGUUGUUGAUUUUAAUAUAUAUAAUUUUGCCUUACAAUCAGCAAACGGCUGAAUUUUUACAAGAGUUAACAUUUACUUUUGUACAUUUUGUAAAUGCUUGAGAGAGUAAUUACUGUUGUAUCUUUUUGUUGUUUUAAUAUGUCAGGUAGAAAUGCAAAGCAAGAGUGUCUCUGCUUAUUUAAAUUGAGUGCUCCCUUUUUUUUUUUUUUUUUUUCGCAUACUCACAUUUUAAGUUGCACAAUAUUCAUCUGUGGCAAAUGGAAGACACAAGAAGCUGACUCACUCUGGGUGCAUGCAAAUAAAUCCAAAUAUUGUGGGAAAGUCUAAAACGUUUAUCUUACAUAAUUACUUAGGCACAGUGUUUUUUUUAAAAUAAAUAAAAAUCUACACACAUAGGUUAUACAUGCAGUAUGUUGGGUUGAAAACAAAAUCAGAAAACCUACUUUCCAGUGUUUUUAUGGCAAGAUGAAUUUUAUUUAUUUAUACAGAGGGAGAUAUUCCCCUAUUAUCUGGGCAGUGGGACAAAGUGGUAAUAUAACCAGCAAUCCUCUGGUUAGUGAGCAAACUGCUAAACUUCCUUCUUCACUUUCAAACUCAAUCAAACUUUCCCACAAUAUUCUGAUUUCUUUUGCAUCUGUGAGGCUCAGCAUGUACACUGGUUUCUCUAUACUGUAUACUGUAAGCUAGUGUUCCUGGGAUGUUCAAUGAAUAAUGAUAAAAAAACACAAGAAUAUCUAUUAAUCUAGAAUUCGGUCUCCCUUAGAAUGCAUAUUUUGCUUUAUAUUUCCAAGACCCAGAGAACACUAUCUACUUAUCUACUUGUUGACUGAAAAUCUGCAUAGCAUCUCUUAAUGUUUGGAUUUUGUUGUUAACAGUUUCACAAGCUGAUUUUAAGUAAUACCAUUAUUGGACAGGGCUCUUGCUUGUGAAGAUACAGAGGUCUUUGAUUCAAUUUUGUAUAACUCCUGUAUGCUACUGCUAUCACAAUAGUGUAAAAAUGUGUAAUAUGUUUAUUGGACAAUAGUUUUUUGGAUAUGUUACUGUUUAUAUUUGCAGGAUGUGGACGUAUUUUCUUCAUGUAUUUUGUUUGUAAAAAUGGAUUUCUAAUUUACUAGCAUGUUUGCUUUGGGCAAUAAAGAGGGAGGAAUGGGAUGCUUGAAACACAUGAACGAAAAAAAAAAAAGAAAAUUCAAAAGAUUUUUUAAAUUGGACCAAGAAAAGAUUGAGAGAAAAAAAAAUAAAUGAAAUAUUGGAAAAUUUAAAAGAUGAAAGUGAAAAAAAUGCAAGCCAAAGCAUUCCUGAUAAUAUUACUCUUAA
Boleophthalmus pectinirostris (great blue-spotted mudskipper) is the source of this 5512-nucleotide messenger RNA. RefSeq names its product RNA binding motif protein 27 (gene rbm27). Gene Ontology annotation, molecular function: metal ion binding; RNA binding. Gene Ontology annotation, cellular component: nucleus. Bases 146 to 3244 code for a protein of 1032 amino acids. The record is from RefSeq and is a predicted model, not a curated record. Lineage: Eukaryota; Metazoa; Chordata; Actinopteri; Gobiiformes; Gobiidae. The transcript has 21 exons. Gene Ontology annotation, biological process: mRNA processing.